Messenger RNA from Naumovozyma dairenensis CBS 421, 2235 nucleotides. RefSeq names its product Ecm27p (gene ECM27). NCBI's taxonomy places the organism in Eukaryota, Fungi, Ascomycota, Saccharomycetes, Saccharomycetales, Saccharomycetaceae. Gene Ontology annotation, molecular function: monoatomic cation transmembrane transporter activity. The record is from RefSeq and is a predicted model, not a curated record. Gene Ontology annotation, cellular component: membrane. Gene Ontology annotation, biological process: monoatomic cation transport; transmembrane transport; intracellular calcium ion homeostasis. Bases 1 to 2235 code for a protein of 744 amino acids. The transcript has a single exon.
AUGGAUUUUCUGUUUAAAAUAACACAUCCAUCUCUACUAUAUCCCAAUGCAUCAUAUUCAUUUACUUUCAUAAUACCGAGCAUAAUCCACGUUAUUUUAUCCUUCGUACUACUUGGAAUGUGUGCAUCAGAUUAUCUAUGCCCUAAUGUGGCACAAAUAUCAGAGUUAAAUAGAUCGUCCGUUUCAACAAGACGUCGAAACAGUAGAACACAAGACAAUUCAACGAAUUCAUCGGGUGUACUAAUGGCUGUCUUAUUGUCGUGGUGUAAUUCAUCACCUGAUCUUUUUUCCAAUCUAAUGAGUUGGACAACCACUCCAAAAUCUUCAGAUCCAUCAUUAAAUGCUGCUGCAUUAUCCAUAGGUGAAGUUUUAGGCGCUUGUGGUAUUAUCCUUUGUAUCGUGGAAGGUUCUAUAUUCAUAGUUAUGUCAAGGACAAAUAUAUCAAUAAAUAAACUACAAAGAAGGAAUCUACUGAAAGAUUUGUCGUUCACUACAAUUGCCAUGUGCUUCAUGACAUAUAUCUCUUUAAGAAAUAGAGUUACCAUUCUAAACUGUUUGUUAAUGUGUUUCGUAUAUGUUACAUAUUUAGUAGGGAAGUUUUCUCAUAAUGAAUCUAAAUUCAUAUCAAUUAAUGAUGAAGAAAAUAUAAUUCAUGAGCAUGGGAGUGCGUCAUCUGAACAAAUAGAUGAACAAAUGGAAGCGUCUUCUGAUCCCUUCAUGGAUUUGUCGACCAAUCAAUUGAACACUGGAAUUAAACCUAGUUUAAUAUCUGCAAUGGAUUAUCAAAGUCUGUUAUCCAUACUAGAAAGUUCCGAUUCGAACUCAAACUUAGAAAUAGACUAUAGCGAGGAUGCUAAUGAGCUUUCCACAUUAUCACAGGAAAAUGUGCAUAAUACGACAAUUGACAAUAAAACCAGCAUUCCAUAUAAAGAUAGACCUAUAAGUGAACCCAUUAAAUCAAACUUAAAUAAUAAUAAUAUUCUUCCUCAAAGACAAAUACAAACUUCACCAGCAACUUUCCAACCAUAUUCUGAUACUCCUGAAACCCAAAGAGAUGAUGUCUUCAACAAUAAUAAUACGAAUAAUAAUAACCAAUUAACAAAUAAUGAGACAAUAUUGGCACCCCCAGUAAUAAAUAUACAUAAACCGAGAAAUAGAAGGAAAAUUAAAAGGAUUCAAAAUAGCUUUCUGAAAAUAUUCUUACCACAUUUAUUGAAUUUCCGGAAAAAAUCAAUCCUGCAUAAAAUUCUAUCAAUAUUAACAAUCCCAUUUGUAAUUAUAUUGAGAAUGUCAUGCCCACACCCUUCAGCUGAAUUAGUCGAAUUUGAUGAGAAUUUACAAAAAUAUAUUUAUUCAAAAUUAGAAUUGAUGACUUUGUUCAUACAAGGAUCAUUAUGCCCAUUCGUACCAUAUUUCCUUUUAUCAAGUUUACUAUUUCGAGAACCAAGAAUGUGGUUAAUCACCCUUCCAUCAAUAAUUGCUUUAUGUUAUAUUGUUUUAGUAAUUUCAUUUUAUCAAACGAUUAGAUCUCAUAAUAAAUUUUCAAUAAUAAUAACAACUGCAGAUCAAGAAUCAGAAAUAAAUGAAAAAUCACAAUCUCGUAGAUCAAUAGAAUCAUUAAACACGAUAAUAAACAUAACCUUCCUUUCUAUUGGAAUACUAAACUCUAUUCUUUAUAUAUCAGUGAUAGCAAAUUCUUUAAUAGAAAUGAUGGAAAUUUAUCAAUCUAUAACAGGUAUUUCAAAGGCAAUUCUUGGUUUGACCAUUUUUGCAUGGGGUAAUUCAAUAAGUGAUCUUAUUUCAAAUAUUGCCAUGUGUAGGUUGUACUUAAGAGUACCACAUCAAGAUGAUAUUGAACAUAUUACGAAAAUUGCCACUAAAUUUUUUAUCAUCUCAAUAACUUCAUGUUUAGGUGGUGUAAUGUUAAAUUCAAUGGGCGGCAUUGGAUUUAGUGGAUUAAUUGCUAUGUUAUUUAUUCAUAAGGGUUCUAAUUAUUGGUGGUUCUUAAGAUAUGUGGAAUUGAAAGAAGGAGAAUCUACAACAAAUUAUAAUCAUAAAUUCAUCGUAUCAUGUAUUGGUAUCAUUAUUCAACUAAUUAUUCUCAUAAUAAUAUUUGGUGGUCCCGACCAAGUUCGUGAAUGGGCUCAAAGGAAAAUGAGAUUGUUAGGAAUAAUUAUGUGUAACAUAUGGGGCGUUGCUACUCUAUGUAACGUAUUAUUUGAGCUAUUCACUUAG